Pipistrellus kuhlii (Kuhl's pipistrelle) is the source of this 6260-nucleotide messenger RNA. RefSeq names its product RNA exonuclease 1 homolog (gene REXO1). The transcript is spliced from 16 exons. The record is from RefSeq and is a predicted model, not a curated record. The coding region runs from base 1813 to 5481 and encodes 1222 amino acids. Lineage: Eukaryota; Metazoa; Chordata; Mammalia; Chiroptera; Vespertilionidae. Gene Ontology annotation, molecular function: nucleic acid binding; exonuclease activity. Gene Ontology annotation, cellular component: nucleus.
GCGCAAGUGAGCGCCUGAGACAGGUCCUGCCUUUGCCCAUAUCCUGACAGUUCUCCCACAGCAGCCAGCACGUGUGAACAUCUGAGGCACCACCCCUCCUCUGUCCACAGCUCUCCAGGGUUCUCUCAUUCCUCAGGAUGAAAGCCCAAGUUCUCCCCGAGGCCCAAAAGGUCCUGCCCCAUCGCACCCCCCUUCCCUCUCUGCUCUCACCUCCUCUCUUUCCUCCUUGCUCACUGUGCUUCAGCCAUACAGGCUUCCUCCACACUUUCCCUCCAACAUGCCAGGCACAGACCUGUCCCAGGGCCUUUGCAUGUGCUGUGCUCUCCACUUGGAAUGCUCUUGCCCUAGAUGUCUGCUUGGCUACUCUACCUUCCUCAGGACUGCUCAAAUCCCACUUUCCCCAUAGGACUAUGCAGAUCACUUCUUUCCCAAGCCCUGCCCUGUUCUUCCCCCAAUCCAGCACUUCCUGCCGUGAAUCACGCUAUCUCACUUAUUUCCUAAAUGUCCUGUGUCUGUCUUCCUCCAUCAGGGUAGGGGGUCUCUGCUUUGUUCACCGAUUUUCUAGCACUGUGUCUGGCUGGUGUGGAGCAGAUACUUGGUAAACGUUUGUGGAAUGAAUGGCCAAGGCCCUUGAGGAUGAGUGGAGCAUUGAUGAGUGUGAGCACUUACUUCCCCUCACUAGCAUUGUCAGGACUACAUCAACCCUUCUGUUGUUGGUGGAGAGGUGUGAGAGACCCCUGGGUAAGGGGUCUCAAGCUCAAAUGCCCUCAAUGCCAGUUAGCUGGAGUAAGGAGAGGUGGGCUGGGAGAGAGGGGACCUGCACAGAUCUCCCUACCCUGUUCACAGGGGCUGCUUGGCAAUUGCCAUCUGGUGGGCCCAGGGAAGCCAACGGUUCAUAGAGAGGGUGGGGAUUGCAGUUUUUAUGUGACAUCUCUCCAAGUUCUAAACAUGGCAACAAGUUUACAUCGUUUAAAACACUAGUACUGAAACAAAAUGAUAAUCAAAUAUACCUACCUCUGUGUUCACAGCAGCACACUUCCCAAUAGACAAAGGUGGAAACAACCCAAAUGUCCAUCAUCGGAUUAACGGCUAAACAAAAUAUGGUUCAGCAUAGCAUCUAUAGCAGCUGGCGUAGAGCAGGUGCUCAGUAUUUGGUGGAAAAAUUAAUGAGUGAAAACAGGACUCCUCUGGGCCUGGGGAUUAGAUUGCUGACGUGAAUACAGGUGGGAGAAAUUAAGCACUACUGCGAACCAACUGUAUACCAGGGCGGAGGUGAGUGAGCAUGGAGUAACUGAAGCACUGGGGUUGCUAAGUGCAGGAUUCAUUUUUUCCAGCAGAGGGCGCUUUAAAAGGACAUGCUAAUGACGCAAAUUAAACGCAAGUGAGCCAUAGGCGGGCCUUGGGGGGGCUUUUCUCGUCAGGCGCGCCGUGGACAGCUCAGACGCCGAAGGGACCUUGGGCUCAAGAUGGCGCUACAGCCGCCACUGAAGACCGGGUGGCGGCGCCGGCGAGGCUCCCGGAGCCCUCAGGCAGAACAGUCUGCACCCUCCACCCCAUCUCUCACGCCUGCUUGUCUCGACCCAGGGGCUUACGACCCGCCUCGAUUCCGCGAGGUCAGGAGUUUCUGAUCGGGCACGCUGUGGACAGCCGCUUCCCCCGGAACUUUACGGCAGCGUCCGAGGGCCUCUGGGGGCCUCGGAGCAAGAUGGCGGCGUCGGGGUCUGUGAAGCGCGGGCGGAGGCGACCGCGACGCCAGUGAGGGUCCCGGGGACGAGGGCGGCUCCGGGCUGGGGCCUCCCCACGGGACGGACCAUGCUACGCUCCACCGGCUUCUUCCGGGCCAUCGACUGUCCCUUUUGGUCUGGGGCGCCCGGGGGUCCUUGCCGGCGGCCCUACUGCCACUUCCGGCACCGCGGGGCCCGGGGCCCGGGCGCGCCCGGCGGCGGCGGAGCGGCGCCCCCCGCAGCAGGGCUUGGUUAUGACCCGUACAACCCUGAGCUGCCCAAGCUCCCGGCAGAGAGGGAGAAUGGCGUCCUGGGCAGAGGGGACGAGCCCCACUCAGACAUCCUGGAGCUGGAGCUGGUCAACCAGGCCAUCGAGGCCGUGCGCUCUGAGGUGGAGAUAGAGCAGCGGCGGUACCAGGAGCUCCUGGAGACAGCCCGAGAGCACGUCUCUGCUGAGGUCCCAGCCCUGGCACCCCACGGCCCUGCCACCAGCUUGGAUGAGGAUGCCUUCCCACUGUCCUUUGAUUACAACCCUGGUGGCCAAAGCCUGUUAAGCCCCAAUGCUAGCUACCAGCCCACCCCACUGACCGCUCCUACUGAGCUGGGCAGCAAGUACUUGCUGGCUUCCCUGGACCCAGCGCAGGGCCGUGGCGGAGGGGGCAGUGGUGCUCUGGAGUACAUCCCCAAGGCUGUGAGCCAGCCCAGAAGGUACAGCCGCCCAGUCUCCAGCAGCAAGUAUGUAGUGGAUAACUCCAAGCCGUCCACUGACCUGGAGUAUGACCCACUGUCCAACUUCUCCGCUCGGCUGCUCAGCAGGGCCGGCUCCAAGGAUCACCGGGCCCCUAAGCGACCCCGGGGCUCCCGUGCCAACAGCGAGCCCUACACACCCGCGCCCAAGAAGCCCUGCGACCCCUUUGGCGGCUGCGAUGCCAGGUUCUCUGACUCAGAUGAUGACACUACUGCAGCUCCGGGGGACAGGCCAGCCACUGCCAACCCCCUGAGGGCGAAGGCGGGAGCCGAGAGCAAGGGUCCUGGCAAGCCAGGCUCCAGGGAGGGCCAGGAGCCCGAGGAGGGCGGCCUUCGGGAGACCAAAGAGAUAGCUGUGCAGUAUGACGUGGGGGACCUUGGGCAGCCUCCCAAGGACCCUGAUGGGGCAUGCCCGGCCAAGCCUGGCUCCUCCCCAGCCAGGAGCUCGAAAGAGGGCAGCAGCCACAAGAAGGGAAGAUCCAAGAAGAGGAAAAGUGGGGUGCCACCGGCCCCUAGCCCUAAGGAUGGUGUCCGGAGAACAGACAGGAGUAAGGACAGAGAGCACAAGAGGCCAGCUGUGAAGCCUUGUGUGGACAAGAAGGUCUCACAGGCCAGCACCUCCCAGCGCAGGGCAGAGAGGCCUCAAGGGACCAAGAAAAAGCCAUCUCUGGCCACCUCGGUGGUCAGCUCAGGGAAAGGCCGGACCGACCAGCUUCGGCUGCAGCCAAGCCCCAGCCCCACUGGCGGGGAUGCCUCCCAGCUGCCAGGCAGGAUGGGUGGGAAAAGCCCUUCUGGGAAGCUGGUGGAGCGGAAGGCCCACUCGCUGGACGAGGGCACCUCCCAGGCCCCCAAGCUGCAGAGGCGGACCCUGAGCCAUGCAGACCUCUUUGGGGACGAGAGUGAGGAUGAGGACCCAGGGCCCACGGCGCCUGCACUGGGUCCCUCUGCCCUCUCCAGCCUCAGCUCCAGCUCGGACUCGGACUCGGACUCUAGCCUGGACCUCUCAGCCACGCGGGGGCCACGCAAGCGCCUCAAGGCCUCCCCUCACCCCUCGCCUCGCCCAGCCUCCCUCUUGUCAUCCUCCUCCACAUCCUCGUCCUCCUCCUCCUCGUCCUCCUUGGGGGCAGGCAAAGAUGUGGACUACUCUGCCCUGGAGAAGGAGGUUGACUUUGACUCUGACCCCAUGGAGGAGUGCCUGCGCAUUUUCAACGAAUCCACCUGUGUCAAGACGGAGGACAGGGGCCGGAAGGCCCGGCAGCCCCCCAAAGAAGAGAAGGUGGAGGACAAGGAACAAUUGGGUCUGACCACUCUGUUCCCUGGGCAGAAGAGGAGGAUCUCUCAUCUCACCAAGCAAGGCAAGGAGGCAGAGCCCGUGAGGAGAGGCCCGGCCCCCCCCACCCGGGUCCCCACUGCCCAGGAAGUAUGUUACCGGCGAGCUCAGCAGGCUCAGAGGGAGUCAGCCAGCUGGCUCCAGGCUGCCCAGCCGCCGGCCGAGAAGCCGACCUCCGUCCACAUCUCAGUUCCCGGAGAGAAGAGGAGGAUUGCCCACGUCCCCAACCCCUGCCUGGCUGCAGCCUCCACAGGUACCAAGAGGACCCUCCCGGCCAGCAGCAGCCAGCCCCCUAAUGGGCUCGAGCUGGGCAGCCAGCUCCUAAAGACGCGCACGCUGUCAGGCAUGGCAUCCAAGACCACCAGCACCGUUACCCCCAAGCGCGUGGCACACAGCCCGUCUUUACAGAGUUUAAAGAAGCCUAUUAUCCCAAAAGAGUUUGGGGGCAAAGUUCCCACCGUCAUCCGCCAACGAUACCUCAACCUGUUCAUUGAGGAGUGUCUCAAGUUCUGCUCCUCCAACCAGGAAGCCAUAGAGAAGGCACUGAACGAGGAGAAGGUGGCCUACGACCGAAGCCCCAGCAAGAACAUUUACCUGAAUGUCGCGGUGAACACCCUCAAGAAGCUGCGGGGCCUGGUCCCCAGCACCGUGCCCGGCCUCAGCAAAACAAGUGGCCGGAGGGUUGUGUCCCAUGAGGCGGUGCUGGGGGGCAAGUUGGCGGCCAAGACCAGCUUCUCACUCAGCCGCGCGAGCAGCCCCCGUGUGGAGGACCUGAAAGGGGCCGCCCUGUACAACCGCCUCAAAGAGUACCUGCUCACCGAGGACCAGCUCAAGGAGAACGGCUACCCCUUCCCGCACCCCAAGCGGCCGGGGGGCGCGGUCAUCUUCACCGCUGAGGAGAAGCUGCCCAAGGACGCCUCGUGCAGGGUCUGCUGCCGCUGUGGCACUGAGUACCUCGUGUCCCCUUCGGGCCGCUGUGUGCGUGAUGAAGAAUGUUACUACCAUUGGGGGCGGCUCCGCCGGAACCGAGUGGCUGGGGGCUGGGAGACUCAGUACAUGUGCUGCUCAGCUGCCAUCGGCUCCACUGGCUGCCAGGUUGCCAAGCAACACGUGCAGGACGGCCGCAAGGAAAACCUUGAGGGGUUCAUGAAGACCUUUGAUAAGGAGCUUCCAGAAGAUGCUCACCCCGGAAUCUAUGCCCUUGACUGUGAAAUGUCCUAUACCACGUAUGGCCUGGAGCUGACACGGGUCACCGUGGUGGACACUGACAUGCAGGUUGUUUACGACACCUUCGUCAAGCCGGACAAUGAGAUUGUGGACUACAACACAAGGUUUUCAGGCGUGACUGAGGCUGACCUUGCCGACACAAGUAUCUCGCUCCGGGAUGUCCAGGCCGUCUUGCUGAGUAUGUUCAAUGCUGAUACCAUCCUCAUCGGACACAGCCUGGAGAGUGACCUGCUGGCCUUGAAGGUCAUCCACAGCACCGUGGUGGACACGUCUGUGCUCUUCCCGCACCGCCUGGGCCUCCCCUACAAGCGCUCCCUUCGGAAUCUCAUGGCCGACUACCUCAGACAGAUCAUCCAGGACAAUGUGGACGGGCACAGCUCCAGCGAGGAUGCCAGCGCCUGCAUGCACCUGGUGAUCUGGAAGAUUCGAGAAGAUGCCAAGACCAAGCGGUGACUGCCGCCCGCCCUCCGCCCGCCCUCCUGCUCCUGCUUCCCACUGCCCCUGGCACAUCCUCUAGCCCCAGGCCUCUUCCAAAACAGUGCAAUAAAUCUCGAGAGCUAACCCUGUCCCCAUCACCAAGAUGCAAAGUGGAGCGCACAGGAGGAGCCACAUGGCACCCAGACCCAGCUCGGACCCACCAGGAGCCCAGGCCCUGGGUAGCCCGUGUGCCUGCCCUGCGUCCGCCCCAGAUUGCUCUUUUCUGGGGUCUGCUGCUGCUGACAGUGGAGGCCGGACCACCCGUCGGGCCCUGCUGGUAUCCCUGGCAGUGACCCUGUAGACGGACCACCUGUCCUCUCCCCUCACCUGCAGUGUCCAGUGGGCCAGGUAGUCUUGUCAUGGGCUUGUUUGGACAGGGGUUGUCUUUGUUUAUUUUGUAUGUUAUUUUUAUUAUUUUUAUUUAAACCUGAUGACUUGCAAAGUUGUCUUCCCCCCACCUGGAGGAGCAAGACCCUGGUGCUGCUUUCCUUCCUGGGGGGGGGGGGGCAAUCAGCUGGUGCUGCCGCAGGCACCAGGGCCCCAGAGGCCGCCCAGCCUGGGCCUGGCUGGGUGGGAAUUGGUCCCCCUCAACCACCGGGACUCCUCGACCUCCAGGAACUGAGCCAGCCCUCAGGGCUCCGGCCUCUGAACACUUCCCGUCCGAGUCCCGCCCUCCAGGCCCACGGCCCCUCCCCAAUGCCUCAGCCGCCAGGCAGGGACAGAAUAAACGUUUGUAUGAAUUUUACUUGCCGUGG